AUGUGCGGGGCAUCAUUACCUACCUACGAUGACCUCGAGUCGACUUCCCACGAAACUCGCUAUUCUGGCGCAGAGGUCUAUAAGAUGGUGAGGAAUUACAUGCGGAAGAAAGACGGCGGCCGCGUGAAAGAGCGCCAAAAUCGUCGAAGCGGGCCAGUACAACUAAGCCUGAAGAUGUUAUUGAAGAGGCAUAACAUCGUCGGCGUACUCGGUCAACUGCUCAAAUUUCCGGGCGUGAUUGAAGGCCUCCAGCUGAGCAACAUCCACAAACACCUCGCUCUCCACUUCGACGAACGCAUAUGUCAUUACUUUGAGCAUAUCCAGGGUGUAGGUGCAUCAUCGCUGGGGAGCUUUUAA
Messenger RNA from Ilyonectria robusta, 357 nucleotides. RefSeq lists its product as uncharacterized. The record is from RefSeq and is a predicted model, not a curated record. The transcript has a single exon. NCBI's taxonomy places the organism in Eukaryota, Fungi, Ascomycota, Sordariomycetes, Hypocreales, Nectriaceae. Bases 1 to 357 code for a protein of 118 amino acids.